GCUUGUCCCGUCUUUGUUUGUUUGAAGAAUGUGUUUUUGUUUUAUAGAGAGAGAGAGAGAGAGUUUGGUAAUGGCCUUGUCUCUGUUCCUGCGAAUUCUUCAGAGAAAAGAGUCUGAAAGUUGUGGGUAGUGUUGGGUUUAAGGCUUGAAGGUCUUUUUGAGGUUUUGUGAAGUAGUUCAUUGGGUGAGAGAGAAUUUGUUGUGGUAUUUUCGUGGGAUUGUAGAGGGUGUUUUGGGGAGAAAAUGAAGUUUAUGAAGUUGGGGUCGAAGCCAGAUGCGUUCCGAGCUGAAGGCAAUUCUAUCAGGUAUGUGUCAUCUGAACUGGCAACAGAUAUUAUCAUAAAUGUUGGUGAAGUGAAGUUUUACCUUCACAAGUUCCCUCUCUUGUCCAAGAGCAAUCGCUUACAAAAACUCAUGCAAAAAGCCAAUGAGGAAAGUUCUGAUGAAAUUCAUUUAGCCAACUUUCCCAGUGGGCCAAAAGCUUUUGAAAUUUGCGCUAAAUUUUGCUAUGGAAUGACUGUCACUCUCAAUGCAUACAAUGUUGUGGCUGCCCGUUGUGCAGCAGAGUACCUUGAAAUGACUGAGAAUGUUGACCGAGGAAACCUGAUUUUCAAAAUCGACGUAUUUCUCAACUCCAGUGUUUUCCGUAGCUGGAAAGACUCCAUUAUUGUUCUGAAAACCACCAAACCUCUUCUUCCAUGGUCCGAAGAUCUGAAGGUGGUUGGGAGAUGUAUAGAUUCCAUUGCGUCUAAAACUUCAGUGGACCCAUCUAAUAUCACCUGGUCUUAUACUUAUAACCGGAAGUUAUUGGUGCCGGAUAGGAUAGUUGAGAAUGGGAUGAAAUUCACGGAAAGAGUUGAAUAUUUUCCGAAGGAUUGGUGGGUUGAAGAUAUAUGCGAACUUGAUGUUGACCUUUACAAGCGCAUUAUGAUUGCCGUGAGAUCAAAGGGAAGAAUGGAUGGGAAUGUGAUUGGGGAGGCGCUAAAGACUUAUGUAAUGAGGUGGUUGCCUUCUGUUGAUACUUUGGCUUCUGAAGUUAAUAAUACGAGAAACAAAUCUUUGGUUGAAACAAUAGUUUGCUUAUUGCCUUCUGAUAUAGGCGGGGGUUGUUCAUGUAGUUUUUUGCUCAAAUUAUUGAAAUUUGCCAUUCUGGUUGGAGCAGAUGAUUCGCCGAGGGAAGAUUUGGUAAAGAGGAUCAGUUUGAGGUUGGACGAGGCUUCUGUUAACGAUCUAUUGAUUCCAGCAAAGACUCCCCAAGUGACCAAAUAUGAUGUUGAACUUGUGCAGUCCCUUGUAAAUCAAUUUAUGAUUGCUGAGAAGAAUGACAAAAUUGCUGGUGAUUUUGUUUUAGGGCAGGGGUCCUCGUUGAAUGUUGGUAAACUGAUUGAUGGGUAUCUUACAGAAAUUGCUCGGGAUCCAAAUCUUACUCUCUCAAGUUUCGUUCUCUUGUCACAGUCAAUUCCCGAGUCAGCCAGACCAAUUCAUGAUGGGUUGUACAGAGCUAUAGCCAUCUAUCUGAAGGAGCACACAAACUUGACAAAAGCUGAAAGGAAGAAGAUAUGCGGGCUGAUGGACGUCAAGAAAUUGACAAUGGAUGCAUCCAUGCAGGCAGCACAGAAUGAGCUCCUCCCACUCCGAGUCGUGGUGCAAGUUCUGUUUUUCGAGCAGGUAAGAGCAGCUGCCGGGGCUCGAUCUUCUGUUACCACCAACACUGAAGAAGAAGAUUGGGAGAAGACUUUGCCAGAUGAGGGAAAAUCGACUAGGAAACUGAUGAGUCAAAUGAAGAUGACAGACGCGGAUUUACCCAAAAAGGGGAAGUCGAUGAAGAUGGGUAGCAAAAAUGGAGGAAGUGGAGUGCACUUGAGGCCGUCUCGGUCACGGAGGAUCUUUGAUAAGCUGUGGGUAGUUGGGAAAGGGCAUGGGCAUGGGCAUGGGCAUGGACAUGGAGAGAAUCAGAGCUCUGAGACAUCUGGUAGUUCUCAGAGCCCGACUUCAAUGAUUCAAGGGGCGAUCAAGUCCUCCGGUUCAUCGUCAAGAAACAGGAGGUAUUCUGUCUCAUAAAACGGGUAAUCUGGUCUGUUUAAACUGAACAAGAAAAAGUAGAUUCAAGUGUAAAAAGUUGUAGGCAAUUUUAGUUUUGAUGCAGAUAAUUGUGGUCCAGUUUCUGGUUUUAGCU
This is a messenger RNA of Camellia sinensis, 2176 nucleotides long. RefSeq names its product phototropic-responsive NPH3 family protein NPY1. The record is from RefSeq and is a predicted model, not a curated record. NCBI's taxonomy places the organism in Eukaryota, Viridiplantae, Streptophyta, Magnoliopsida, Ericales, Theaceae. Gene Ontology annotation, molecular function: protein binding.